Molecule: messenger RNA, 1896 nt
Organism: Coprinopsis cinerea okayama7#130
Lineage: Eukaryota; Fungi; Basidiomycota; Agaricomycetes; Agaricales; Psathyrellaceae
Exons: 12
Coding region: 1-1896 (631 amino acids)
Source: RefSeq, a predicted model, not a curated record
AUGCCAAAAAGUUCGAAGAAGAAGAAAGACAAGGCGGCCGACUUUACGAAAGCGAGGCUCAAACUUGGAAAAGGGAAACAGCAGCCAUCCAAUGUUAUUGAUACUUCGUUCAAGGCUCGCUAUGCUAUCCUGGGGUUGAGGGAACUGUUCGAGGUGCAUUGGGACGUCCUGGAAUCCAACAUGUCCGCCUUUGUCGGUGCAAUUGUCAGGCUCAUCGGGGACGAGGAGAACCUCGUCCCCCACUCUCAUCUCCUUUUGCUCUACACUACCUCUGCUCAAACCCACAUCUUCCCCGAAAUCAGGAUCGAUGCUGUUCGGUUCCUGGACAUCUUCUUAGAGAAGAUACCUGAAGUCCUCGUAAACGGACUUAAUCACACUGUCAAAGGUCACGGCCAAAGGAUCUUGGAUGGUUAUCUGGGCCUUCUGAACGCUGGUCCUGUUCAAGCCACUUCGUCAGCUAGCGUUACCCUCACACCCGCCUCGAAAUAUGUCGUUCUCAACUCCCUUUCUACGUUUCUGAGGCAUGCGCUUCGAACGAGCGAAGCUAAAAGCCCCUUCCCGGAGGCAAGUUCAUCACUGUCGAAACCUUCUCUGGCUUGGUACCUUAAACCAGCCUUUGAAAACGAAGGCGCAUUCCUAGAAUUUGAGAAAAAACUUAGCCCGUGGCGAUCCUCGAGCUCCGUGCCCAGCAUCCGACAACCAUGGAAGGAGGUCGUAGAGGAUGAAGACAUUGAUGACGAUUUCCUGGCUCCAACAUCCACUCUCGUCGACCUUCAGUCCAACCAGAUUUGGACGCUUCAGAAUGUUAUAGACACUGCUUCCAAGUCUGCCUCGGAAGUUCCAACGUCCACAAACGAGACUUCUUUCAUUGAGCAACUCGCUCGAACCCUGCACUCUAGCCUUGUUGCAAUCUUCUUGGAUUAUGCUCCAUUGGCUUUUUCACCCUCCGGAAGCCCUUCAGAAACGGAGACGGGUCUGGUGAUUACCGUUGUCCAACUGGUUCGCACUCUGUAUCAAGCAAUUGUGCAGAAGUCAGAUAAGGUUGCGGAUGCCCGGGUUCAAGAACUAGAGGCAUUGCUCGGCUUUAUGGCACCGUACUUCCCUGCAGAAUCGACCGGCAAGAACAUCAAGUUCGUGCAAUUUGUAGACACCUACAACCUCGUCUAUUGCGAGCUUGUGUCUUUCCUAUUGAUCACAACAUCAAGGCAACCUUCGCGAGCCCCAUCUGCUCGAAGGUACAAAACCAAAUCCCCUGUCAAGCUCCAUCUACGCAACUUUUGGGAAGCGGGAGGCGUCGGGGAGUUCAUUGACGAAAAGCUUCAAGGUCGAUCAGGAAAUAGUGGAAUUUCUGCCCCGAUCAAUUCUUCUGCCUAUAGCGAUUUCUUACCCACCAUCUGGACUUUUAUCAACGAAUUCGCGACGCCCAGUGGGGAGGAUAACGAAGGAGGGUCGAAUGCGAUUCUCUUGGCUCUGCUUGAUCAUGCCACCAAAAUGUCCUCCAAAGCGGCGAGCAAGCGGUUAACGAUCGAUUUUGUGGCAAGAUUGAUAUUGGCGAGUUGCUCCCCCCUCCUGCGCGUACUUCAAAGCCGUUCCAUAUUGAUAGAAGCCGAAACAAUUACCCAACUGCAAGCUCGAAUGGCACCCUACUUUAAAUUUAACCACGCAGUCCGCGGAGGGGUGUCAGGUCCCUACUGCAAGUUGCCACCUGGCUCGCCUCUUCGUCGCCUAGUCUUGGAUAUGGUUUCGGUAUUGCUGCUGAGAGGGUGGGGUAAAUCAGCCAAAAUGACCAAUUCUGAAACGAGCAGGAAUUUGGUGUUGGCUGUUAAUGAUGCUGUCGAAGGGACGGCGGAACACAAGUACUGGGAACAUGACGAGAACAAGAGAGUGAAAGCAUGA